Molecule: messenger RNA, 678 nt
Organism: Cylicostephanus goldi
Lineage: Eukaryota; Metazoa; Nematoda; Chromadorea; Rhabditida; Strongylidae
Source: the annotation of a GenBank genome assembly
AUGAGUGAAGUGAUCACGACUGAUGUCAAGCCAGCGGCACCCUCAUAUGUUAACGUUCAAGAGGAUAAACGUUUGUCGCAAAUGUUGCCGCCAGCGGCAGCGCCGCAACCCGCAACAAACUCAUUUGUCGUACUCAGAGAGAGCCCAAUGCCAGCCGUUCAACCAGCAGUCAGAAGUUCGUUCGUGCCAACCAGAGAGAGUCCAAUGCCAGCCGUACAGCCGGCAGCAAGAACUUCUUACAUUGUGACCAGGGAGAGUCCAAAUCCAAUUACUCAAAAUCCGCCACAGCAGUUCGCAGCUAAUGACUGGACAAACAACGUAUCAGAAGUUCCACGAAGAGAAUUUGUUCCGGUAUUGCCGGCAAUCGACCCCGCCGACUAUCGCCCGGAUGAACCAGAAGUGAAAAGAGUAAACGAACGUCGUCCACCUGUUGGUGGUCGUUUGGUCCUGCCUACUUCCAUCGAUGCUUCAGUUAUUGGAAAUAGAGCAUCAAUGCACAACGUCGAAGAAUACAUUCAACCGAGCUAUACCGCCAAUCGCCCAGUUUCGCAGGUUGCGCAAGUCCCACAAAUUCCGGCAAAGCCAGCAGGCGCUAUUCGGCUGUCCGUCUUUCAAAGAUCUACCCAUAUAUUUCGCACAAACUUGACCCAUGAUGUUUGUGCUAUGCUUCACAAUUGA